AAGUAGUACGCCUAUCAUCGUAUUAUCGAUGGAAUGCGUAAUUUCAAGACAAUUCCUGUGAAAUAUAUAAUUGAUUGAAAAUGUAAUUGAAUGUGAUUAUUUCUUUGAACAAUUCUUAAUUUCUGGCACGAUAAUAAAUAAUUAUACCACAAACUGUGGCCAAAUUGAGAAUGGCUCGCAGCACUUCUAUGGUAACGGUUCCUUGGGAAUUAUUAGCGGAGGAAUUGAAAAACAUACCUAUCGAGAUAAGGCUGUACUUAGCAUCGACAAUCGAUGUAUUACGUGCAUCUGACAAACAAUUAACAUCAGAAAAAUGGAUAGGUACUUCGAUAACGAAAAUAGAAGCUUGUUUAGAUCGCACAUGGGAAAUGUUGAAUUCAGGAUACUGGAAAGAUGUCCCGGUAGAGUACAGAUAUAGUUAUUCUCUAUGCAUUGUUAUAAAGGCAGUAUUGUUAGAACUUCAAUAUGAAAUUAAUGCCGGGCAUUCCACCGAGAAAGAAAAAAAAGCUGCAUUAAGAAAUAUUAUUAGCCAAAUUGACAAAGGUAUUCUAUUAGGCGCGCCACUUUCCAGUGUGCCGAACUUAUUAACAACUAUUGCCGCGAAGCUGAACAGUUAUUGUGGUGACGAAUCUAGUGGUGCAAAUCUAGAGGAAAUCCCAAUUGACGGUGAUAAAAUUAACGAUGCGAUCUUAUCUGGAUUCUCGGAGGUAGCACAUUAUGAGGAGCCUUCAAUGGAGUCAUUUUACAGAAAGGUUUUUAUGCCGAAAUAUCCGGCCGUGUUAACAGGUUGCAUGAAACAUUGGAAAGCAUUGGCAUUGUGGAAGAAUCCUGACUAUCUAUGUAAGAUUGCAGGAUCUCGUACAGUACCUAUCGAAAUUGGUUCCCGUUAUACUGAGGAGGAUUGGACUCAGCAUCUUGUCAGUUUCUCUGAAUUUUUACGAACACACGUUAUCGCAAGUGACAGUCGAGUCGGUUAUUUGGCGCAGCAUCAACUUUUCGAACAGAUACCAGAAUUAAAAGAGGAUUUCGCAAUACCGGAAUACUGCAGUUUUUCGGACGAUGAGAAUAAUGACGUCGAACCACCUGAUAUAAAUGCGUGGUUCGGACCUGGUGGCACAGUAUCGCCCUUGCACUUUGAUCCAAAAAAUAACUUGCUUUCUCAGAUAUUUGGUUAUAAAAGAAUUAUUUUAUAUCAUCCAGACGAAACAGAUAAUUUGUAUCCGUACAACACGAGGUUACUCAAUAAUACUGCACAGGUGGACCCAAUAAAUCUAGAUUAUAAUAAGUGGCCAAAUUUUUGUAAAGCUAAAGGCCUAAUGUGUUGCUUAAAACCUGGAGAAAUGCUUUAUAUUCCACCAAAGUGGUGGCAUCACGUAACCGCCCUCACUCCGAGUUUCUCAAUAAGUUUCUGGUGGAGUUAAUAAUCUUGUUAAGUAAAUAUAUAAUAAAUUACUAUCUGCGAGUAUACCAUAAUAAAAUUUCUUUCAAUAAUGCGAGUUAUACUUCUUGUCAUGUUAUAAAACACUAUGUAUAAUAUA
Dinoponera quadriceps is the source of this 1538-nucleotide messenger RNA. It is a transcript of the gene JMJD5, whose product is annotated as lysine-specific demethylase 8. Gene Ontology annotation, molecular function: histone H3K36 demethylase activity. The transcript is spliced from 8 exons. Bases 171 to 1421 code for a protein of 416 amino acids. The record is from RefSeq and is a predicted model, not a curated record. Gene Ontology annotation, cellular component: nucleus. NCBI's taxonomy places the organism in Eukaryota, Metazoa, Arthropoda, Insecta, Hymenoptera, Formicidae.